Toxotes jaculatrix (banded archerfish) is the source of this 861-nucleotide messenger RNA. RefSeq lists its product as uncharacterized. The transcript is spliced from 13 exons. Lineage: Eukaryota; Metazoa; Chordata; Actinopteri; Toxotidae. The record is from RefSeq and is a predicted model, not a curated record. Bases 1 to 702 code for a protein of 233 amino acids.
AUGCAACCACACGGAGAAUGGAGAUGUGCAUUUCGGGGAGGUCCUCUCUGUCAUGAAUGUGACGGAUGUGGCGAGGUGCUGAAAGAGGAAGCACAGCUUGUUCUGCUGCCACUGAAGAAUGAAGGCAGCCGGACCACCGAAGGCAUGAUUGGAAACUCCAGUCCGUUAGCUGCAGUCCUGACUGUUGUGUCAACUGUGUCUCUAAGUCUACUGUUUCUCCUUUGUAUGCGCUGCAAAAGGAAGUCCAAGGUCAUACAUGAGGGGCAACAGGAAUAUGACCCGCAUACAUUCCGUCGUGGGGGAAGUGUAUUUGCUGUGACGCAGUCAAAAACAGUGACCAGGGCCAAUCAGAUAAACUCAGCCACAGUUGAAAUCCAAGAAGACUUCUCACCAGAUUCAGCAGAUGACCAGUCGGACUAUGAAAAUAUCAAAGAACCUGAUACACCCUGCAAUGCUGCACCUCAAACAGGAAGUCUGGAACAUACAUAUGUAGCUCCACUACCGAACUCUGUGUAUGAAAAUGAAAAGAAUGAAAUAGAUAUAGAUGAAGCUGAUCAGACGCAGGGGGUCUACGCAAACUUUAUCCAAUCAUUGCCAAUAGACGAUGAUGAUGAAGACAGCUAUGAAAACGCUGGAUACCUGGAACAAGUUAGGCAGAAUGAAGAAGAUUCAGAUGAACCUGAUUAUGUGAAUGAAAGCUGAUGUGGGGCACCAGAAAACAUCAGUGAAAAGAUGCAAACGGUCUGUUGUCUAUAGCUGAAAGUACAGAUUUUUUUUUUUUUUUUUUUAUUCCUGCUGUUUGUGAUGUGUAAUGUGAUAUGAUUUUGUGCACAGCUGUGAGAAUAAAAACUCAUGAACCUC